AUGGAUUUUUGUCAUUUGAAGAUAAAUAAUUUUUUUUCAUUUUUGAAAAUAUCAAACAACUUGAAAAACUCACCUACUAAUACAACAUCUAAUACCACUAACCCUUCUAAAACAUCCAAUACUGAAACAACUAAUGCUAAUAUUUCAACAUAUAUCACUAACCCUCCUAUUAAUUCUGAUAAUAUCGCUAACCCUCCUACUCUCAAUGAUAAUAAUUAUUUUGAUUAUGAUUCUUCAGAUUCUAUUGCAAGCAUUUAUAGUAUUUUUUCAAGAAUGAAAAAUAAUCAACAACAACCAUCUCAAUCUCGACAACUAUCUCAAUCUCGACAACAACUAUCUCAAUCUCAACAACCAUCUCAAUCUCAACAGCCAUUUUAA
This is a messenger RNA of Dentiscutata erythropus, 378 nucleotides long. Lineage: Eukaryota; Fungi; Glomeromycota; Glomeromycetes; Diversisporales; Gigasporaceae. The record is from the annotation of a GenBank genome assembly.